This is a messenger RNA of Anolis carolinensis (green anole), 2884 nucleotides long. RefSeq names its product solute carrier family 5 member 2 (gene slc5a2). Gene Ontology annotation, molecular function: D-glucose:sodium symporter activity. Gene Ontology annotation, cellular component: plasma membrane. The transcript has 15 exons. The record is from RefSeq and is a predicted model, not a curated record. Gene Ontology annotation, biological process: sodium ion transport; transmembrane transport. Lineage: Eukaryota; Metazoa; Chordata; Lepidosauria; Squamata; Anolidae. Bases 64 to 2103 code for a protein of 679 amino acids.
GCUCUUGAGGAGCAGGACCACAGAACUCCUUGACUAUAGAGAAGAUUCGGACUUGGAGGAACCAUGGAGCAGGAUUCACCGAUCCAUGCGCCAACACAAGUGACCAUCAGCAACCCUGCAGACAUUUCGGUCAUCUGCUGCUAUUUCUUGGCGGUCAUCGGAGUUGGGCUAUGGUCCAUGUGCCGUACCAACCGAGGUACCGUCGGGGGAUAUUUUUUGGCUGGUAGGAACAUGAUAUGGUGGCCGAUCGGGGCAUCUCUCUUUGCUAGCAACAUCGGCAGCGGGCACUUUGUGGGUUUGGCAGGCACUGCAGCAGCUAAUGGCUUGGCCGUGGCAGGAUUUGAAUGGAAUGCUCUCUUCAUUGUUCUCCUCCUUGGAUGGCUCUUCGUCCCAGUCUACCUCACAGCUGGGGUCAUCACAAUGCCGCAAUAUCUGAAGAAGCGCUUUGGAGGUCAGCGCAUUCGUCUCUACCUCUCCAUCCUCUCUCUUUUCAUGUAUAUCUUCACCAAAAUUUCAGUGGACAUGUUCUCUGGUGCCGUGUUCAUCCAACAAGCUUUGGGCUGGAAUAUUUAUGUGGCUGUCAUUGCCCUCCUGAUCAUAACCACCAUUUACACCGUGACAGGUGGGUUGGCAGCGCUCAUGUACACAGACACAGUCCAGACAUUUGUCAUGGUCAGUGGAGCUUUCGUUCUCAUGGGAUUUGCCUUUAAUGAAGUGGGAGGGUAUCAAGGAGUGUUCGACAAAUACAUGGAGGCCCUUCCCAGGCAGAGGUUAUCUCCAGCUCCCGACCUGUACAACAUCUCAGCCUCCUGCUAUCAGCCCCGGGAGGACUCUUUCCACAUGAUCAGAGAUGCUGUGACUAGCGACAUGCCUUGGCCGGCUGUGAUCCUUGGCCUUACCAUCAACUCUAUCUGGUACUGGUGCAGCGAUCAGGUCAUAGUGCAGAGGUGCCUGGCUGGCAAGAACCUGACCCAUGUCAAAGCCGGAUGCAUCCUUUGUGGCUACCUCAAGCUGCUGCCCAUGUUUCUCAUGAUUAUGCCUGGCAUGAUCAGCCGGAUUUUGUAUCCAGAUGAUGUGGCCUGUGUCAUCCCAGAGGAAUGCAUGAGGAUAUGUGGCACAGAGGUUGGGUGUUCCAAUAUCGCCUACCCCAAACUGGUGGUAGCCCUCAUGCCGAAUGGACUCCGGGGCCUCAUGCUGGCCGUGAUGCUGGCCGCAUUGAUGAGUUCCCUGGCUUCCAUCUUCAACAGCAGCGGCACCCUCUUCACCAUGGACAUCUACAACCGCCUGAGGCCGCAAGCCCAUGACAAGGAGCUAUUGAUAGUGGGCAGGGUGUGGAUCUUGGUCCUUGUGGGAAUCAGUAUCGCAUGGAUCCCAAUAGUGCAGGCUGCCCAAGGUGGGCAGCUUUUUGACUACAUCCAGUCCGUCAGUAGCUACUUGGCCCCACCGAUUGCUGCCAUCUUUCUCCUUGGAGUCUUUAUCAAAAGGGUCAACGAGCAGGGUGCCUUCUGGGGGCUGGUGGCAGGACUGGCCAUUGGCAUGGCUCGGAUGAUCCCGGAAUUCAUUUACGGAACAGGGAGCUGCCUGUUUCCCAGUUCUUGUCCCCGUCUGAUCUGUGGCGUCCACUACCUCUAUUUCUCCGUCAUCCUCUUUUCUGCUACGGCUGUUAUCACAAUGGUGGUCUCUCUCUGCACCCCGCCGAUCCAUGACAAACAUUUGCAUCGCCUAGUGUUCAGCCUCAGGUACAGUAAGGAGGAACGGAUCGAUCUGGACACCGAGGAAGAGGAGGAAGCUAAACUAAAGGAGGCUGCACGCCAGCAACAGAUAGAGAUGGCCCAAGCAAAGAAUGGAAAGCUGGAGAGCAUACUGGAAGUGGAAGAUGAGAAGACAGUGCUUCCUAUUCGCAAGCUGCGUCAAUGUCUCAACUGGUUCUGUGGGACGGGAACAAGCCAACAAGACCAGGUGGAGCCGACCCCGGAGGAGAAAGCGGAAGAGUUGCGGCGCCUGACGGACAUCUCAGAGCAUCCGGUCUGGAGGCGUGUGGUGAACAUCAACGCUUUGGUCAUGAUGGCUCUUGCAAGCUUCUUGUGGGGCUACUAUGCCUGAGUACCACCCGUUGUGGUAUCUCAUCAUAAACUAUGAUCCCUUCCCAACAAUUCUUCUGGCAUAUUGCAGACUUCAGCCUUCAGGGGACUGUGGAGGUCCCAACAUAAACUGUGACUUCCCAUGAUUUACAGAUAGAGCAUUGGAUAGAGAUGAUCAAGGUUCAAGUCUCCACUCUGGCACAAAACUCACUGGGUUAUCCUGUCUCCCUUCUAAAUCUGGCCUACCUCACAGGGUUAUUGUUACCAUAAAAUGAAAAGGAAGAGUCCCAUGUACUUGACCUUUUCAGAAGAGAUGCAGAAAAAUAAAGGCAACUAAUACAAGCAAUAAUAAAAUUAUAACUGGAAUCAAAGUGCACUGGAUUAGCUGAUGUCCACAACAUGAAAUAAUCUAAGGAGAAACUUUUACUUAUGACACCUAGGCCAAAGUGUGUCAUUAUUCAUUCUAAGGGUGUAAGUGCUCUAUUUUAAUGCUUUUUAAAGUUCCCAUAUGUCACCACCUAAUCAUCUGAUCCAAAGCUGUUAUGCCAUUCUUUUUUAUAUGAAUUCCCGGAUUUCCAUUCCUGAAUCACAUGACAAUAAAAAUGCUGUCAUUUGUUCAGUACUUUACAGAAUGCUUCAAUGCAGUUCCUUGAAUAAUACAGUGAUAUAAAAAUGCAUGUAUCAGGGGGAAAUGCCAAUUUUAUAAAAGAGCAUUAUAUUAAAAGCACCAUAUCUGUAAUCUAUGGCAAAAAAAUAUAGGAUAUAAAGACAGUAACAAACAUAGCAGGAAAAUGUGCACAGAA